UUUAUUUUGAAACAGGAAGUGCUUCUGUGUGUUGUUUAUUGAAACGUUUGCUCCAGUUGCCGGACCUUGGAGAGCUGAAUGGGAGAGUUGUGUGAAGGAGUUUUUAAGGAUAUUUGGGGUAUAAAGGUGGUUUUUGUUACACAUUUUAAAUGGAUUAACACUUCAGAGAAAAAUUCACACGCCGCUGCACUGUUAGCAUUAUAAAGCUCAUUAGCAGAGCAAAGCGCGCGCUCUGGGCUCGGGAGAGCAGAGGAGGCCCGGAUGCAGGAAAAAUGGAGACCUGCUCAGCAAGCGUGUGGCCCCGUUUGGAGCUGUUCCUCCUGGGUGCGCUACAGGCGGCUCCUCCGGGCAAGCUGAGCAUGCACUACUUGCGCAAGAUGGCCUGCUACGUUCGUACACGUGACUGCUGCUUCCCGCGUCUGAGCUGGCAUAUGUGGCGGCACAUUGCCUGCGGAAAGCUGCAGUUGCCCGAGGAGCUGGCCUGGCUCUACUUCGAGACUUUUGACCUGCUGGUGCCACGUACUGUUGAGGAGAAGCUUGAGUGGGCAGAGGCCCUGUCUCAGAGCCUGACCCCUCGUGACCUUGACCGCCAGCGCAGCAAGCUGUCUGUGGAUACGCUGCAGUUUUUGCUGUUUCUCUACCUGCAGCAGCUGAACCGUGUGUCUCUGCGUGUCUCUCUAAUCGGCGAAGAGUGGCCGAGUCCUCGCUCUCGUUCCCUGUCGUUGUCCUCUGAAAGGGACGCUAAGAUCAGCUCUCAAAACAAGAACUGGGACGACCAGGCACACCUCACCUUUGUGCAGACUCACCUGGCCGAGCUGCUGGAGCUGCUGGUAGAUCCGGGCGAGCUGAGCAGUUCGAGUCAGACCGUGCGAGACAGCGAAAUCUCAGCCGAUGCCCUGCAGGCUCUCAGCAUGCUGCUGGAGGGCACGAUGAGCAACGGACGCACUAUUCACCCCCUGCAUCGGCUGCUGAGCCGCGCCCCACUCCAGGCCAUGGCUGGAUACUCAAAACUCACUCGGUCCUACUCGCUGCAGCAGUUGCAGAGCUGGCUGCGCCAGGUGCUUACGCUCAACCCGUUCGGCAUGUCCUCCUGUCUUCGCUCGGGAAAAAAGCUGGCCUGGGCUCUGCAAGUGGAUGGUGCAAUGAAGAGGGCCAAAAUAGCUCGCAACACACACACGGCUCCUCCAGGCAGCAAGGUGGUGCUGAUGUCCCAGGUUUACAAACAGACCCUCGCUAAAGACUCCGAGAAGCUGGCUGGUGCAAAUGUCAAACUGCACCGCUGCAGCGAGGCUUUUAUCUACCUUCUUUCCCCCCUGAGGUCAGUGACGCUCGAUAAAUGUCGUGACAGCACGGUGGUCCUUGGGCCGGUGGAGACCAGUGUGCACAUGCAGAGCUGUGAGAACGUGCGGUUGGUGUGUGUGGCCGGACGCCUGGCGGUUGGCUGCUCCACCCGUUGCACCAUUCAUGCUCUGACUCCCACCAGGCCGCUUCUACUGCCGGGCAACACCAGCCUCACGCUUGGGCCUUUCCACACCCAUUACCCCAGCCUGGAGGACCACAUGGCCAGUGUGGGUUUGGCGGUCGUGCCUAAUCUCUGGGAUCAGCCGCUGAUUUAUGCGCCAGACGGUCCCUCAACGGACGCGGCCUGCUAUUGCAUACUGCCCCCUGCACAGCUCUGCCCUAUGGUAGUACCAUUCCUAAUGGAGGGAGACACCUGCGAGGUGCCAGGGGGAAUUCCGUCGGCCUACCAGCAGGCUCUGGAGGAGCGUCAGCAAAGAGUGCACGACUGGCAGAAGAUAGUGAAGGACUCGCAUCUUAACAAGGAGAAACGACGGCAGUUCCAGGCUCUCGUAGAGCAGAAGUUUCACGAAUGGCUCCUAGAGACCGGGCGGAGACAAGAGCUGGACAGCCUGCUGCUGCCAACCGUCACGCCUUCCAACCCCACUUGCCAGUCAAACCCAACCCACAGCUCUGAACAUUCUUUACAGCAUCUGAAAGCACCCACAGUCUCCUGAGCGCGCGCACACACACACACACGACUGUAAUGGACACUAAUGCACUUAUUUUAUUUGGUGUGGUUACAUUUGCUUAACUCAGGACUAAGAUAUGAAUUUGAAAUGGAUGCUGGAAGUGAAAUUUUGUCUUAAAAGUAUAUAAUAUUGUAUUGUUAGAGUUCAAUGCUGGAUCAAUGCUGCAGAAUGACCAUCAUUAUUACUUAUUUCCGCAAGCAGCAUUGCUUUUUAUUUCCACAUCAGAAGCAGGUUUUUUAGCUAAGGUACUUGAGUGUAAUGAGCAUCAAUCGCAAGGCGACGAGUGUCUUGCUGCUGUGGCAUUAACGAAGAAGAAAAAGUGGACUUUCCAAUUAUAAAAUGUAGCUUAGUACAGAAGAGUCCUGAAGUCUUUCAUAUUUGCCCCGGAAUCUGUUUUCGCAUUAACGUGCCGAAGGAAACAUGCGCCUUUUUCCCGUCGCGCAUUUAUUUUCAUACUAUAAGGGCACUGAUCUGAGGUCAAACAGAGGGAAUGCUUAUCGAACAAAUUUACUUCUUGCUUGAUACCUACAAGUACCAAGUUUUCUACCUGGCAGCCAGUAUGACUGUGAAUGUAUUAUUUUUUGUUUUAUUCCUGCUGUAGCCUAGUUGCACUUCAAGCUUCACAACUUUUUUUUAUGUAUUGUGAACUCUAGGAUCAGUGUUUCUUAGUUGUUUCUUCUGUACAUUAAAACAUUAAUAGCAUGAAUUUCACCUCUCAGAUAAACAAGCAUUUACAUGUAUAGUUCAGAAGAACUUGAAACACAGAAAAAUGGGAAGCAUUGCUUUAGAUUAUUUACAUUUAAUCUAUAUGAAAUAUAUGUACAAAGCAAUACCCCAUUACUCUAUAGAUCCAUUUUUUUAUACUUUUGUCAGAAUUCAUCUUUGCCUGUCACGCUCCUUUUUCCAUUAUUAAUAGAGCAGCAAUAAAUCCAGAGGAUUAGUUUUGAAGAGAGCACAGUUUGGUAUUAUGUUUAGAUUAGGAAAACAGGGUUUGUUUGACUACCAAUAAAAAAAAAGUGUAUAUUCA
Silurus meridionalis is the source of this 3057-nucleotide messenger RNA. It is a transcript of the gene tbccd1, whose product is annotated as TBCC domain containing 1. Gene Ontology annotation, biological process: maintenance of centrosome location; maintenance of Golgi location. The transcript has 7 exons. Lineage: Eukaryota; Metazoa; Chordata; Actinopteri; Siluriformes; Siluridae. The record is from RefSeq and is a predicted model, not a curated record. Gene Ontology annotation, cellular component: spindle pole centrosome. The coding region runs from base 273 to 2015 and encodes 580 amino acids.